UUUUCUUUGAAAAUUUAUAUAUUAAUUAGUUGAAAUGAAAGGAGCAGGCCGUAUUUCUGCAGCAUACUCCAAAAUGGAUGAAAAUAAGAGAAAGAAGGAAGAGCAGAAGGAAAUGUUAAGAGCUCUAGAUGAAGAAGAAAAGAAGAGGCAUGACUCAGGAUCCGGAUCUAUCUCGAAUCAAGAUGACCAGCUUAGUAUUACAAAUCAGAGGAAAAAUAUUCUUGAGAAGAUCUCAAAGAAUAUUCUAUCAAGCCAUGGGCUUCAGAUAGACCCGAAUCUAUCAAGAAAUUUCGAAAUGAAAAUGUCAGAAAUGAGAAAAUAGAUCUGCAAGAGUUAAUCCUCAUAAAAGCAAGAAUCAAUCUAAAUGAAUUAUUAGACUAAACUCUCCCUUCCGUAUGAAGUGGGACCUUAUAGUCAUGAUGUGAGCUAUUUGGAAUUGUGUAAGUAUCCCCCUUGAGCUAUCCUUUGACCCUUCGUUUGCAAGGUCGAUCCCAUGGAUAAUAUUCAAUCAAUUUAUUGACAUCCUGUUUACUCUAGAUAUUAUUCUUACAUUCAGGACAACUUUUAUAAGCAACAAAACUGGUAUUGAAAUCUCUGAACCCAAGGAGAUAGCCAAGGACUAUCUCCUUGGGAGGUUCUGGGUGGAUUUCCUCACCAUUUUCCCUUUUAGUUAUAUUUCCUUCCUGAAUUUCCUCCGGAUUAUUGGUAUUCUUAAAGUCUCAAGAGUUUUGAGGCUUGGAUCUAUUAUUGACAAGCUAAAUGCUGAGGAAGAGUUCAAGCAAACCUUGAACCUCUUCAAACUGGUACUCAACUUGCUUCUAUUUGUGCAUGUUGUAGGGUGAAUAUGGUAUUCCAUUGUCAAUGUUGAUAAGAAAUGGGUCCCAACAUAUGACUAUAUGACUGCUGAGACUGAGUUUUACAUGGAAAGUCUCCUCUCCCAGUUUAUCACAUGAUUUUAUACAGGAGUUCUCAUUCUUAAUGGAAAUGAAGUCGGUCCAAGAACUGAAUUUGAGUUGAUAUUUACAAGCUUCAUCUUAGUUGUAUCAGCCAUUAUUAAUGCGCAUAUUUUUGGAUCAUUAGCAGUUAUUAUCCAGGAGUUGAACAAAAAGUCAGCACGGUUCUUUGAGAAACUAGAAAUUGCUAAUACUACAAUGAAGAACCUUAAAUUGCCUAGUGAGACUCAGAAAAGAGUCAUUAAUUAUAUCAUUUACACUCAAAGUGGGUUUGAUAAGAUUGAUGAAAUGAAAUCUUUCAAGAGUAUGCUCUCUCCUAGUCUUAAUACAGAGGUUGUCCGGGAAAUCUUUGCUUCAGUGAAACCUAUUUUUGAAGGAAUCUCUGAUAACCUUAUUGAAUAUGUCCUUGAAAAGAUCACUACAUCCUCUUCUCCUCCAGAGGAUGAGAUUGUCCGUCAAGGACAAACAGCCUCUGGCAUGUACUUCCUCUCAGCUGGAGAAUGAGUAGUCAUUGUUAAGGAUCACAAGAAGAUUCAAAACCAAGAAAGGAUCUUAAAGCCAGGAGAUUUCUUUGGUGAACUAGCCUUAAUUUCAAACAACAAGAGGACUGCAACAGUGAAGAGUCUGAACUAUUGUAACUGUGCCCUUCUUUCCAGAGAAGACUUUCAAGAUUUCUGUAUCUUUUUCCCAGCUGUCCUGAACAGACUGAAGAAGAAAAUUUCUACAUAUAAUGAUAAAUGGCGGAUAUUCCAGAAGAAAGUACUCAGAAAUGUAGAUUUCUUCAACAGGCUGGAUGAGCCCACGAUCGAUGAGCUCUCCUUAACCUUUAGAGAUAAGUUUUAUGAAAAAGAUUCAUAUGCCUUUGAAUCUGGAGAUGCAGUCGAUAGCAUCAUCUUUGUAUUCCAUGGUGAGCUAGAGCUCAUAGUCAAGAUGGACAAUGGCACUGAGAAAGUUAUUGACACUCUCUUUCAAGGAUGCCAUGUCGGUGCUUAUUCAAUGAUCUGUGAAUCUGUGUAUAAUUUUUACGGCCGAGCAAGGUCGAACGUCCAAGCAUGCACACUUUCUAGGGAAUCUAUUGAAGAAUUUCGAAAAGUCUUAGUCGAUCUGGAUGAUGAACUCGCAUUUUUCGAGCGUUACUCUGAAGCAAAUGGGAUCCCUGUCUGUGACUACAAGUUCUUUUUCUCAGAAGAUGCCAAGAGAAUGCCAAGCAUCAGAGAGCGUUUCUGGCAAGCCGUAAGAAGACUUCUGAUAAUCAACGAGUACAAAAGGACCAAGAAGUUCAGACUCUCAGAAAUGAUAGGCAAACUUCGUUCGAAAAUGGAGGAAGAAAGGAAAAAGAUUGAGAUUAAAAAGCAAAAGGAAGGCUUCUUCUGCGAUGAAGUUAACGAUAUCCUGACUAAGUAUAUCAUCGAGAAGCUCAGAAUCAACUCAGGAAUGGUUGAGCUCUUUAGUCAUGCCACUGAGCUAGAUAAAUAAGUCCAAUGAUAUCACAAAGCUGUAUGAUGAGAGAGACAAGCUUAUUAGAAGUCUCACCACCAACCUGUAUCUCCUUGUGGAGGACAUUAAGAAAAGUGAAUAUCUCAGCGGAGAUGCUAAGAAAGAGUUCCUAGCCAGGUCAGAGGUCCUUUUCAACCUUAAAGAUUCUGAUGCUAGUACUCUAGGUGCGAAGGAUAUUGAAAGUUUAAAGAGCAAUUUGGACACCUUCAAGAUUAAUGAGAUGAGGAGGAUAAGUGAAGGAAGGAAAUCAAUUCAAUCUGCUUCUAUUUCUCCUGAAGAAAUGACAAAGCUAAAGAAUAGACUAGUUACAAUGAUCAAAUCUGAACAAGAAGACAAUGAAUACGGGUUUGAUAAGCCCUUUAAGAAAACUUUGAAAAAGAAGAUAGCUAAAUACGAGCAAAGAUUGAAAAACCGUAAUGUGGUAUCCAUGAAGACCCAGAAGUACAAAGAUAAUUCCAAGAACAAUCAUAACGAUUCGAUGGAAGACGAGCCCAAAGAAGAGACCAAAGGGCUUCUUUUCCCAAAGAGUAGCAAUAAAUUCAGCCGCAAGGGAACGCAUAAGUAGGAAUCUAAAUUUUGAUAAACUAUUUGUAAAUGU
Moneuplotes crassus is the source of this 3048-nucleotide messenger RNA. Lineage: Eukaryota; Ciliophora; Spirotrichea; Euplotida; Euplotidae. The record is from the annotation of a GenBank genome assembly.